Messenger RNA from Tripterygium wilfordii, 771 nucleotides. Its product is annotated as late embryogenesis abundant protein 46-like. Lineage: Eukaryota; Viridiplantae; Streptophyta; Magnoliopsida; Celastrales; Celastraceae. The transcript has a single exon. Gene Ontology annotation, biological process: embryo development ending in seed dormancy. The coding region runs from base 79 to 591 and encodes 170 amino acids. The record is from RefSeq and is a predicted model, not a curated record.
AGGAGUGAUCAUCCAUUGAAUACUUGAAUCGCAGUUAAAAAGUGCUUGCAGGGGAAAAAGAAGAGAGAGCGAAACAAAAUGCAAAACAUCAAGGAGACAGCAGCAAACGUGGCGGCCUCGGCCAAGUCAGGCAUGGAGAAGGCCAAGGCUACCGCCCAAGAGAAGGUGGAGAAGGCCAAGGCUCACGACCCAUUGCAGAAAGAAAUGGCAACCCAAAAAAAAGAGGAUAGGAUCAACGAAGCAGGACUGAACAAGCAGGAGGCGCGUACGCAUAACGCGGCAGUUAAGCAAGGGGUCCAGUCCCAUGGCCCAACGGGCAUGCCGACAAGUGGCGCCGGGGGAUACACGACCGGUGCACCAGGAACCACUACGUACUCUACCACUGGAGCCCACGGGCAGGGAACCGGGGCCCACCAGAUGUCUGCCCUUCCUGGGCAUGGAAUUGGGCAGCCACAUGGGCAGGUGACUGAGGGAGAGGUGGGAUCGCAUCCCAUUGGGACGAAUACUGGCACGGGUCGAACCACGGCUCACAACACUGGAGUCGGUGGCACCGAUGCGACUGGCUAUGGAACUGGUGGUUCUUACAGCUAAGACCUGGCUACAAACUGCAGGGUCUUCCUUGGGAAGCCGAGAUGUGUCUGUAUGUUUGAAUUUUGUUGUACUAGUUUUCUUUUCCUUGGUGUCUUUCUCCCACUCGAGAGUGGUUUGCAUGUAUUUGUUGUCACGCUUCAUAAAUAAAAUAAAAUAAAAGCAGUUUAAGCAUGAGAUGAA